This is a messenger RNA of Clonostachys byssicola, 627 nucleotides long. NCBI's taxonomy places the organism in Eukaryota, Fungi, Ascomycota, Sordariomycetes, Hypocreales, Bionectriaceae. The record is from the annotation of a GenBank genome assembly.
AUGUCCGGCAUGGAAAUCAUUGGCGUCGCAUCGGGCAUCAUCACGUUCCUCUCGGCGUGCAUUGAACUCACUAGAGCCGCAGAGGACGCGUCGGGAUUGCCACCUGCUUUUCGCGAUGCCGCCGCGCGUCUCCCCCUCAUUUCAGACAGUUUUGUCCUCGCCAGGCAAGGCCUCAAGACCGACCAGGCUGAGGGGCCUAACGAAUCCCUGACAUCUUUGAAGACGCUCCUGCAAUCCGCCGAGGCGAAGGCUCUCGUUCUACGGGACCUGUUCGCGGCGGUUGUUCCCGCGGCAGAAAUGUCACGCCCCAAAAGAUAUCUACAGGCGCUCAAGACUAUCCCCAAAGCCGACUCGGUGGAAAAGCUGGUGGAUGGCAUCACGAGGGACCUCCAGGCGUUGACUGCAAACUAUGUCAUCAAGUCCGCAGCGAGAGCACAGAUCGGGCACAACCUCGAACAGAUGCCGGAAAAUAAUUUAGGCGAGGGGCUUUCAGUAUCAUUGCGCAAUACAGGGUCUGGCAAACAGUUUGUAUACAGUGGCAUCGGGAACCAGAAUGUCGCGACUGGGAAGGCUGUACAAGUCAACGGCGUCACUCACGGGAGCACAUUCAAUUUUGUCCAGAAAUAA